Acipenser ruthenus (sterlet) is the source of this 3147-nucleotide messenger RNA. It is a transcript of the gene cfap221, whose product is annotated as cilia and flagella associated protein 221. Lineage: Eukaryota; Metazoa; Chordata; Actinopteri; Acipenseriformes; Acipenseridae. Gene Ontology annotation, biological process: cilium assembly; cilium movement. Bases 197 to 2848 code for a protein of 883 amino acids. The record is from RefSeq and is a predicted model, not a curated record. The transcript is spliced from 26 exons. Gene Ontology annotation, cellular component: cilium.
UUUCUUUUAUUACAAUUCAGGAAAAGCAACGUUUUCACUGCGGCUUCUGUAGGGAAAUGUUUUUGAAAAACCCAGCUGCUUCCCCAUUUGACUGACAUGCUUUGACUGUUGAGUUAAAAUGACCUAGGAAGACUAUCUCAAACUCAAAGGAUCUGAAAGCCCUGGUUUGUUGAGCUGCUAAAAUAGCUGUGGAAACAUGGAGGUGGUUCAACCAGAUUUACAAUUUAGUAAGACCUUUAAGAAAAAAACACCUCUCCCUUUGGGCCAGCUGGUGGAAGAAUUCAGGAAAGGAAAAGAAGUACCAAAUCACCUUUUGGAAACAAAGAUUUAUGCUAAACUACAGAAAAACAGUGCUAUCGAGGCAGAGCCUGCUGUGCUGCAUUUUGGUGGUUUUGAACUGGGAAAAAGUUAUCAACAGGUCCUGAAUCUGGUGAAUAUUUCUUCUGAUGUAAUAAAUAUCCAUAUUUUGCCAACACAAACAAAAUACUUUCAAAUCAAGUAUUCCAAAAAGUAUCGAUUGGUCCCUGGGCUUUCUUACACAAUUACAGUCCAAUUUUGCCCUGAUGAAUGGCGAUACUUUUAUGACAGUAUCCGUGUCCACUGUAAGGAUGAUACCCUUCUCAUUCCUAUACAUGCAUAUCCAGUGAUAAACGAUUUGGACUUCCCUUCACACAUUAACCUCUCCUGCGUUCCCCUUGGGCAGAGCAAGACCCAUGUUAUCCCUCUGAGCUGCAGCUGUCCGAUUGACUUUGAGUUUGAGAUUUGCAGUAUUCAGCCUCACAAAGCCUUUACCAUUGAACCACUUUCAGGAAUCAUACCAGCAAAUGGGCAGAUAGAUGUUGUUGUCACAUUUACCCCAUUUGAGUAUGGCACCACACAGACAACAAUGCAGCUUGUAAUCUCACAAUUCAAUUCAAAGCCUUAUGUCUGCACGUUCACUGGGACAUCAUCUCCAUGCCUUGCACUAAGAACCAGGAACAAAGAUGAGGAAACAAAAGACGCUUUAUUAAAGCAGCAGCUUGAUCCCCGGAAAAUAUCACUGGUACACUUAUCCAGGGCAAAAAGAAAAUUAAAACCUGUGCAGUCUACUGAAAAAACAAUGGAGAUUGAGUACCAGAACCUAAAACUUCCAGUGGAUUUAUCAAAUCAUAGCUCUGUGGCUAAGGUUUUAAUUGAGCAGCCAGGAAAGCUACGGGCUAAAGACAUGAAAGAAGCACUGUCCCAUGCCGGUGAUGGGCUCAAAACAAGACAAAUGAAAGAAGCCUCAUUUGAGCAAAGGGUUCGCCUUGAUGUCCUGGAAGAAAGAGCCAAUCAGCUGAGAUGGCAAGUGCACCUUGGCAAAGAUCCAAUUUCUACACCUUUGAAAAGGCAAAUUCUGGUGGACAGAGAGAUAUCACAGCAUGAAUACAAGGUAAAAAGAGGGGACCCAUUUAUCGAAAAAGAAUUGGAAAGAACCCAAUCUCGGGUAUCAUUCAGACGAGUUCUGCGAACUGCGGGGCAGUUUCCUACCGCCAUACCAAAAUUUGAUGUGUAUUCAAACAACCCCUGGGAAGUCAGACACAGAGCCCUAAGUCAUUUCCAACAAGCUGCUCGAAAGAUCUUGAUACGUUGUCGGAUGAACAACAGACUGCUUUCGUUAAACGAUCUAGUUCAAAGUAUUAAAAGACAGACCAGUAAAACACCAGGAGCAGAGGACAGCUUUUCCAGUACGGACUUUCCAGCUGUUGGUGUCGAAGAUAAGCCAUUCCUUAUGAAACUGUCAUUGGAAAACUUGCUUCCUUUCUCCUUUCCCAUCUACACACCUCCCAACCAGACUGAUGAACUUGCUCCUCAUGCCCUGGGACCUGUACCUGUCAAACCAACUGAACUAACAUUUAAACCAGUAGUCCCAUUCUACAACUUAAAGGUUCCCCAGCACUUCAAACUGAUGGGAUAUCAAACAGAAUCAGCCCUUGAUGCAUCAACGAGUUAUGUUCCCCAAACACUGUCUCGACCGCUUAGGUCAGGUGCUGAGGAUGAGCUGAUCCCAGCAGCGACUUGGCCUUCUUCUGCAACCCAGUUAGUUGACCUAGAGGAGCAGCAGUUCCUGGAAUGGGAGAAAAACACUUCUGCUGCUCUAUCAUUAACCCCACCUGAAGCUCUACUGAGACCCCCGGAGUGCCAUCCUCUAAAGAUAUUCAAUCCUGCUCCAGGUCUUUAUACAUUUAAGCAGCCCCUCUCCUACUUAGAGACUGACCUUGAAUUUCACCUGUGCCCAGUCCCAAGAUACACUGUCAUCAAGGAUGCUGCAGCAAGGGCUAAUGUUCCCAACACACAGAAGAAAUUUCUUGAUCGAGAGGAGGUGAUUUGCAGUGUAAUGGCAUGGAAGAAGUUUCCGUCUGCGUCUCUUGCUGCUUUGUCCCUCACUGCAACCUUGACCAGCUCAUGGACACCUCGAGGAUCAGACCCUUUUGGCACAGAUUUGCUUCCUACUGCAGUCCCUCCCACACUGGAUGGCUUACCAGAAGAGAUCAAAGAAGAUAUAUUGGAGGCCAUGCAUGAGAGUGAAGGGGUUUCUCUCACACCUGAGAUGCUGAAGGCUGAGUUUCCAAUGAUUGAAAGCCUACCAACAACAGAACAACUUAAAGCUAGAUCAGCAAAAGAUGAGAGCAGUACAUGUCUACAAAGCAAAACUCCCUUACAGACGACAGUAUAUGCCAAUGGACCUAUAUCCAGAGAUGUAAGAGAACAACAACUGGAGCAAUAUCUACAAUCCCAGAACAAUAAACUUGGAGCAAAAGUUCAAACUCGGCUGAAUCAACUGAAGAUGGUGGCCAGGCCUGGUGGUAAAGAUGUAAUACACGACUGAUGUCUUACUGCAAUACUGACUAAAGGUUGUUUAAUGCUAAUAUCACUUUUUCUUAAUGUACAUGCCUUUUUGUAGCAGAUUAUAAAAUAUUACAUUCAAAAGUAUUGAGGAAAAUGUAAUUGAUUAAUUGGGUGUUUAAUUGAGUGUUUGUAUUAGCUGUCAUAUUUAAAUAGGCAUUUGUUUACAUUACUGUUGUAAUAAAUGUUUUUGAUUAAACUAAUUCAGCACCAGUUUUUAUACAAUAUCUAUAGAGAUGUAAUACAUACUGUAUAUUCUCUUGCAUCAUUGCUGAAUAAAAA